AUGACUUCAACUAUAUCCGAUAAAAUGGGCAUUGAAGAUGUUGAUUUAAAUGGUAAACGUGUACUUAUGCGCGUUGAUUUCAAUGUACCGAUUGAGAAUGGUCAAGUUAAAGAUAAACAACGAAUCGAAGGCGCAUUACCAACAAUCAAAUAUGCUAUUGAAAAAGGAGCGAAAUCUGUUAUAUUAAUGUCGCAUUUGGGUCGUCCUGAUGGGAAGAAAGUUGAUAAAUAUAGUUUAAAACCCGUUGCUGAAGAAUUGAAGCGAUUAUUGAAUAAAGAUGUCAAAUUUCUAAAUGAAUGUGUCGGUGAUGAAGUGGAACAAGAAUGUUCAAAAGCAACUGAUGGUCAAGUGAUACUAUUAGAAAAUGUUCGUUUUCAUCUCGAAGAAGAAGGCAAAGUAAAAGAUAAAGAUGGAAAGAAAACAGAAGCAAAAAAAGAAGAUAUCGAAAAAUUUCGUCAAAGUUUAUCAAAGUUAGGCGAUGUUUAUAUCAAUGACGCGUUUGGUGCUGCACAUCGAGCACAUAGUUCUGUCGUUGGUUGUACGUUAGAUAAACGGGCUGCUGGAUAUUUGAUGAAGAAAGAAUUAGAUUAUUUUGGAAAGGUGAUCGAAAACCCAGAUCGACCAUUUUUAGCCAUAUUAGGAGGUGCAAAAGUUGCAGACAAAAUAAAAUUAAUUGAAAAUCUAUUGGAUAAAGUGAACGAAAUGAUCAUUGGCGGAGGAAUGGCAUAUACAUUCUUAAAAGUAUUGAAAAAUAUGGAAAUUGGCAAGUCGUUGUUUGAUGAAGAUGGUUCAAAAGAAAUUGAAAAAAUCAUGGAUAAAGCUAAGAGUAAAAACGUUCAAAUUCAUUUGCCAAGUGAUUUUGUUACGGCUACUGAGAUGAAGGAUGAUGCACAAACAAAAGAAACAACUAUCGAUCAUGGCAUUGAUAAAGAUCAGAUGGGUUUAGAUAUCGGUAAAAACACGAUCAAAGAAUUCUCGGAUGUUGUUAAAAGAGCUCGAACAAUUGUAUGGAAUGGUCCAAUGGGUGUAUUUGAAAAAAAACCGUUUGAAAAUGGGACAAAAAGUUUAAUGGAAGUGGUUGUUGAACGAACAAAAGAUUCAUCAGUAACAUCAAUCAUUGGCGGUGGUGAUACUGCAACCGCUGCAUUAAAAUAUGGAGCCGAAGGCAAAGUUAGUCAUAUCUCAACUGGUGGAGGUGCAAGUUUGGAACUUUUAGAAGGCAAAGAGCUUCCCGGUGUUUCUGCAUUAAGUCAACGCAGUAAAUAA
Molecule: messenger RNA, 1266 nt
Organism: Didymodactylos carnosus
Lineage: Eukaryota; Metazoa; Rotifera; Eurotatoria; Philodinida; Philodinidae
Source: the annotation of a GenBank genome assembly